This is a messenger RNA of Paramecium octaurelia, 3087 nucleotides long. NCBI's taxonomy places the organism in Eukaryota, Ciliophora, Oligohymenophorea, Peniculida, Parameciidae. The record is from the annotation of a GenBank genome assembly.
AUGCUUAGAUUUGUAGCCAGAAAUCUCAAUAAUGUUUAUAAAUUUUCCGAAUUGUAAAAGUUCGGAGCCUCUUUUCUUGGUUCUGGAAACGCCGAGUAUUUGGAAAAUCUAUUUGAUUAAUGGUAUUUGGAUAAUAAAUCAGUCCCUGCCACUUGGGAUUCAUAUUUCAGACAAGUUUUGGAAACGAAUAAUUUUGAUUUCACUCCUGAACCUUAGAAAGGUUAAGCAGUUACAGCUAGAUUGGAUGUAUGAAUAAUCUAAAAGCCAUUAGGGGUAAUCAGGAUUAAGGAAAUUACUGAGUGAUCACUUUCGAGUGUUGUUGCUCAUAAACAAAUACAGACAUAGAGGACAUGAGAAGUCAUAGGUGGAUCCAUUGGAUUUAGAGCACAUUUAGUAAAUAGGCAAAGUGAAAGGAUAUACUAAAUUGGAUUAUCGUGAAUUUUUCGCAGAAGAGGAUUUGGACAGAGAAUUUUAUAUACACGCUGUGGGAAGCACAGGAAUAACAAAGGAUAAAUAAAGUAAGGGAUUGUAAUAGUAAUUAGUGAUGAAAUUGAGAGACCUAAUAAAUUAUUUAGAAAAGGCCUAUUGCGGAAAAAUAUCAUAUGAAUACAUGCACAUUCAAUCAAACGAGGAAAGAGAUUGGUUUAGACAUCAAAUAGAGAAAUAUGAUGAAUUUAUGCCGAGUAAAGAGCAGAAAUUGAAAACUUUUGAGAGGUAUAGAUUAAUUUGAUCAUAACAAAUAGAUUAGGACAGGAACAUGCAUUUAGUACGUUUUUGCAGAAGAAAUUCAAUACAUCAAAGAGAUUUGGUAUAGAAGGUUGUGAUUCUAUGAUUUCUGGUUUGUAAUCGUUAAUAGAUGAAGCAGCAAGUGCAGGUGCAGAACAUGUAGUAUUUGGGAUGGCGCAUAGAGGAAGAUUAAAUACACUUUACAAUGUAUUCUAGAAAUCAGCAGAAGAAAUCAUGGUUGAAUUCUAGGAUUUGAAGAGUACAUUUAAUGAAGAUAUUUGGGGUAAUUCUGGAGAUGUGAAAUAUCAUUUGGGUUCAGUUCAUAAUGUGUUAUUUGGAGAUAAGAAAUUGAGAUUGGAAAUGUUGCCUAAUCCAUCUCAUUUAGAAACUGUGGAUCCUUGUGUCUAUGGAAAAGUCAGGGCUAUAUAAGAUUAUUUCCAGGAUGAAAAGAGAGAAAAGGCUUUUGGAGUGUUGAUUCAUGGAGAUGCUGCAGUUUCAGGUUAAGGAAUAGUUUAUGAGUCUUUACAAAUGGCAGAUUUAGAAGGUUACAAGUCAGGAGGUAUUGUACAUGUGGUAUCCAACAAUUAAAUCGGAUUCACUACUGUUCCUAAGGACAGCAGAUCUGGGUUGUAUUGCACAGAUAUAGCACAUGCUAUUUAAGCACCAGUCAUUCAUGUCAAUGCUGAUGAACCUGAAUUAGUUGACAAAGUGUUUAAGAUUGCUACCGAAUACAGAUAUAAGUUCAAGAGAGAUAUCUUUAUUGAUUUGGUUGGAUAUAGAAGAUAUGGUCAUAAUGAGUAAGAUCAGCCUAAAUUUACUUAACCCAUAAUGUAUGAGAAGAUUGACAAGGCUCCUCCUGUCUUCAUUAAAUAUAGCGACAAAUUGAUUGCUUAAGGUAUCGUGACCAAAGAACAAGUGGACACUUUGAUGAAGACUCACGAAGACAAUCUUGAAUUGGCAUAUUAGAAGUCUAGAAAAAUGGAUUACAAUCUCAAGGAUUGGCAACCAGUGCCAUGGGAAAUGAUCAAAGUUCCAGUCCUUUGGGGAAGAAUCAAAGAUACAGGUGUUCCUUUGAAUGUUUUAAAAACAUUAGGGGAAAAAAUCAAUAAGAUACCUAAUGAAUUCAAUGCUCAUCCUUAAAUCAGGAAAUUUUAUGAAGAGAGAUUGUCAUGGAUUCAAAAGGAUCAACCUAUUGAUUUUGCUACUGCUGAAGCUUUGGCAUUUGGAACUCUUCUUCAUGAGGGAUUCAAUAUCAGAUUAUCAGGAGAGGAUGUUUAAAGGGCAACCUUCUCCCACAGACAUGCAGUUAUACAUGAUCAAAAGGAUCCUAACGGUUAAGAUUAUGUCCCUUUGCAUAAUGUUAUUCCCAAGGGACAAGAACAAAGACUCAGUAUUUACAAUUCUCAUUUAUCUGAAUACGGAGUUCUUGGGUUCGACUAUGGUUACUCUAUCACAAAUCCAAAUACCUUGGUGUUAUGGGAGGCAUAAUUUGGUGAUUUUGCAAAUGGAGCCUAAAUUAUUAUCGAUAAUUAUAUAGCUAGUGCAGAAUCCAAAUGGGAUGUUGAUAGUGGAUUGGUUAUGUUGUUACCAAAUGGUAUGGAUGGUCAAGGACCAGAACAUAGUUCAGGGAGAGUUGAAAGAUUUUUGUAAUUGAGUGAUGAUGACCCUGCCGUUUUUGACAAAAAUCUCGGAGGUAAUCUAAUGAUUUAUAUCAACUAGUCAGAUUAACAAGACAGAUGAGAAAUUCAAAUAUGUAAAUUGUUUAAUGCACUACUCCUGCCAAUUACUUCCAUGCUCUUAGAAGACAAUUAAGAAGAGAUUUCAGAAAACCGUUGAUUGCUAUGACAUCCAAAAGACUUUUGAGACUGCAAGCUGCCAAAUCUAAGCUUACUGAACUUACUACACAAUUCAAUCAAGUUUAUGAUGAGGCUCUUCCAGAAUUCCUUGUUCAACCCAAUCAAGUCAAAAGAGUCAUAUUAUGUUCAGGCUAAAUUUAUUAUGAUUUACUCAAAAAAAGAGAAGACCUUAAACAAAAUGUAAUUCUAUUUCAUUUAUUUUUUUUAGAAUGUUGCUAUUCUUAGAAUUGAACAAUUGGCUCCAUUCCCUUAUGAGUUCUUAUAAAAAAUUAUUGGUAAAUACAAUAAUGCAGAAUUCGUCUGGGUCUAAGAAGAACAUAUGAAUUAUGGUCCUUGGGCAUUUGUCAGACCAAGAAUCUAAAGUGUACUAGCCAAGACUACAAACAUUUCAAAUUCACCUAUCCAUUAUAUUGGCAGAAGACCAAGCGGAUCACCAGCUACUGGUUUUCAUUAAUUGCAUGAUAAGGAAAUUUAGACUCUUCUAUAGAAGGCUUUUGAAAUUUGA